This is a messenger RNA of Zerene cesonia (dogface butterfly), 2580 nucleotides long. RefSeq lists its product as uncharacterized. The transcript has 3 exons. Lineage: Eukaryota; Metazoa; Arthropoda; Insecta; Lepidoptera; Pieridae. The record is from RefSeq and is a predicted model, not a curated record. Bases 292 to 2298 code for a protein of 668 amino acids.
AUACAUAACCAAAUGCGAGUUCGCGGCUGCCAAAUACGGCACGAAUCUCGAGUUUCUCUGGCACAACACCAGCCUCCGCGAAACUCUCUAUUCCCGUCUAAUGCUCGUGAAAAAACACGUAAAAACGCAUUUAUUUCUGUAGCGAGCGGCCUCUAAAUUUAGGCCGUAUGGAAACCGAAAGCAAUAGCGAUUUUGGUCGGCUUGUCUGAAUAUAGAUUAGUGUGCGUCGCGCGCGAGUCCCGGCUCGGCGUUGAUAAGCGUGCAUCGGUGCAUCCGACCCCUGGGCGCCCCAUGCUUCCCGAGGGCGCAGAAGUAAUGCGUCGUGCGGCGUGCGGCGACGUGUGUCCUGCGCCGGCGCCGCGACCGAGCAAUAGGUCAUCUGAAAACAAGGAACUUCUUCGUCAGCAAUUACUGUCAGCUAACAAAGACCGUAACGACAAGUCGGAGCCGAAGGUGAAGCAAGUCCGCAACCGGCAGAAGAACCGCUGGAAGCUGAAGUUCCAUCAUCAAGCGCUGCCGCAAGAGUACCUCGACCACUAUGAGCAGAGCCUCCAGAAAACUGCACCCAAGAAGAAAUCCCAAGAGAAGCCGAAGGAUCAAACCGCUGACGUCAAUAUCACCAGUGAGGCAUUUAAACUGUGGGCACAACGCCUCGCUGGGGCUCAGAAUGAAACACUAACCGUCCCUCAAGCCCCAGUCAAUAUGGUAGCAAAACUUAAGGAAGAGAAGAGAAAGAAACCCCCCACUAUCACCCCUAGCAAAAUCAUGACGUACGAAGACUUGCCCUAUAUGGGAGAGAUGACGCUCAACAAUUCUAAGCCACGACGCGGAAGGAAACCGAAAAAAGCAGAUAUUUGCCACUUAAUCUAUGAAAAUUACGGGACAGUUGUACCGGGACAACCACCGCCCCAAGAUAAACUGAAUUCAAACACGUGUCAGCUUAGAAACACAGACACACCCGUCAACACGUCCAAAACUGAUUUACAAAAUAAGAUAAUUUCUAGUUUAUUAGAAAGAAAGCUCUCUCAAGAAAACAAAAGGAGGUUGGAGAAUCCGUCGCCGCCGCGCUUCUGCAGCCCGGACGAGCCCAUGCCCGAAGCGCCGCUGACGGCGGCCGGCCCCUUGCACAGCGACGACGAACCGCUCAACCUGUGUAUCAGAGACUUGCACGACCUGAAAAUACAAAUACAAAAGAAAUUCGGCAACAUUUACACAUCUACGCCGGAAAUAAAGACGGAGAUUGAAGAUUCUGAGCAAGAGAGUGUUAAAAGUGAACAGCCAAACGCCAUAUCUGUGAUCCAGAGGAACACCAACGUCCCGCACACGGCCAGCAGCUCGCCCGAUCUCUCGCAUCAGACGAGGAACAUUUCCCCAACGUUGUCUGAGCCUGCGCAGUCGACUACUAACCUGGAAGACGAUAAAUUCCCUGGAUACGUGUAUUGGCCGAACGCCGGUAUCUACAUGCAUCCUUUGGCUCUGCAAACGCAAUUGUUAUACUAUCAAAGGUUGGCCGCCGCCGGACAGCUACCGCUCACCCAAGAGAAGGAUAAAGUAGCGCCAUCUAGCACCAGCCCCGUGGAAACCGUGUUAGAUGAUAAUAAAAAUAAACUCGUCCUGAAACAGCUCUCGGAGCUUUUAGAUCCAAAAGUUAUCAAACAAGCAGAAGAAACUAAAAGUCCAGAAUCAUCCAAGAAGCGUGCUUCGCCAAACCCAAUUCAGGGACCAGUGAAGAGAAAGCGAUCGGCAAUUUUCAUACCGCCGAUGCCGGUCAAGAAUAAUUCUUCGACGCCAACCACCGAAGUCAGUAUAUGCAAGUUCAAAUUCACUGGAGGCUCCAAGCCGUCGUUACAAGAGAAGAAAAUGCUCUCUGUAGACUCGGGCGGGAAUUUUAGGUAUUACAGUGGAACAGGCAGCAAGGGAAGCAAAGGGUACGAUUACAUUCAAAAGAAUAAUGAAGAACGGAUCACAUCCCUCGACCCCGCGCCAACUCUACCUCUGGCGGACGCUCAGAACGGGUUAGUGUUGAAGGACGAGUUGAACAAGAAAAAGAGAAAGUCGCGUCGGACGCUGCAACGGGAAAAGUUAGAGCAAACCUUUAAGGAAAAGGGGUUUCUGAUACAAACGCAGCAGCUGCAGUCGGCGGAAGGCGCCACGUACUGCAAGUUCAGGCAGCUCAGGAAGUUUACCAGAUAUCUGUUCAGGAGCUGGAAGGAUUAUCUUCCGGGAGAGUUAAACGAGAGACCCGCGGAAAGUGUGGAAUCUCCCCCCACUAAUGAUGGUGUAACGGAGUGGGGAUGAGUGGACAGUUGAUUUAGAUUGAACAAUGAACUCUGAAUAAAACCAAAGACGUCCGCUAAGUUUCGCUAGCGAACGAAUGCAUUUAUAACAAGCGCCUUUAGUGAGAUUAUUGAAAAAUCGUGUUUCCGUCCAAUUCAGAUUUUGCGUGUUGUGUCGUGUAAUUUAUUUAAAUUUUAAAUGACAAGUGUUAUUUAGAUUAAAUUAAGGAGCUGUUUGGUGCUGAUAUAUAUUAAGAAAAUCGAGAUUUCGAUUUAAAAACACAAAUUAUAAUAAUUCAAAUCA